This is a messenger RNA of Scylla paramamosain (green mud crab), 2282 nucleotides long. RefSeq lists its product as uncharacterized. NCBI's taxonomy places the organism in Eukaryota, Metazoa, Arthropoda, Malacostraca, Decapoda, Portunidae. The transcript is spliced from 4 exons. The coding region runs from base 1 to 339 and encodes 112 amino acids. The record is from RefSeq and is a predicted model, not a curated record.
AUGGCUUGUGCCAAGGCGGAGGAGGAGCUGAAGAAGGCGCCGCUGACCCCUGACCUGGAAAGCAAGGUCACCAAGAUUAAGGUGUCCAAUGGCGCUGCCAAGUCCCGGCGAGUGGCAGAGCUGUCGGCUAACAAUGAGGGGGCAACAUUUGUCGCUGUGGAAGCAGCCCUCACCACCAUCACCACCAUCACCACCACUGCCUCCACCACCACCACCACCACCACCCGGGCAGCCCCCUCCCUGAGCCAGAUGUCCCCCUGGCUGGUGGCUGACCCCCCCUCCCCCCCGACCACCUCCAACCCCCCCAAGAUGCGUACUGUCAUCACCACUGAGCUGUGAUUGGACAAGAGGGUGCACGAGGCAGCUGAUUGGCCAAUGGAAAGGCUAGGAGGGCCGUGAUUGGCUGGGUGUUUCAAGGAUGCAGCUGAUUGGUGGAAAGAUUUAUGGGAGUUUUUUUUUUUGAGGUUUUUGAUUGGUUGAGAGUAUUAGUGUUUGUGUGUGUGUGUGUGUGUGUGUAUUUAGGUUUGUUUGUUUGUUUGUUUGUUUGUUUUGGGAGCUACAUGUGUGUGUGUGUGUGUGUAAGGUAUCAGUGUAUGUACAACACACACACACACACACACACACACACACACACACACACACACUUGAGCAACAAACAAACAAACAAAUACAAACAAGAAACAUUCCAGUAAAAUCAUUCAUCUCAUUAUGAAAAUAGUGUCAUUAUUAUUAUUAUUAUUAUUAUUAUUAUUAUUGGUUUAUUGUACUUAAGUAACUUAGUUCAUUAUUUUUAUAGAUUUUUGACUGACUGACUGUGUGUGUGUGUGUGUGUGUAUGUGUGUGUGUGUGUGUGUGUGUGUGUGUGUGUGUGUGUGUGUGUGACUGACUGACUAACCAUAUAUAAACAUUCCUUACACACACACACACACACACACACACACACACACACACACACGUUUUUCGAGGGUCCAAUAUUACAACAUUCCCUGCACACACACACACACACACACACACACACACACACACACACACACAUCUUUUCCAAUUCUUUCUUUAUUAUUAUUUUAAAGAAUAUCUCUCUCUCUUUCUCUCUCUCUCUCUCUCUCUGUGCCAAAAUAAAUGUGCAAUAUAUUAUUUUAUCUUGUGUAUGUGUCUGUUUGUCUGUCUAUUAAUUUUUUUAUUUAUUUAUUCCUUUCUUUAUUUUCUCCUUUAUUUUUGUUCGUGAUUAUUUUUAAUUUCCAUUUUAUAUAUAUUUUUUAUUUAUUUUCAUUUAUCAGUUUAUUUUCUUCCUCCUUCAUUUAUUUAUUCAUUUUCAUUUCUCAUUUCCUUUUUUUCACUUCAUUGUUUUUGUUUUUCUUCUCUAUUCCUUGUUAUUUCCCUCAGUUAUCAACAUUUUCAUCAUUAUUAUUUGUUUACUUGUUUAUUUGUUUUGUUUCAUUCCUCAUUCUAUUAUUUCUUUAUUCUUCAAUUAUCCAUAUUUGGCUCAUUAUUAUUAUCAUUAUUAUUAUUAUUUCAUUGUUUUCAUUUCCUUGUUCUUCCUGUUUAUCUAUUUUAUUUAUAUUUAUUCACAUUUGGCUCAUUAUUUUUUGUAUUGUUUUGCAUUUGCUUGUUGUUCCUCUGUUUAUCCAUUAUACUUCAGUUCCUCCAUCAUUAUUCCUUCAUUUCUUUUGCUUUGAUCAACUUUUCCUUGCUCUUUCUGUAUUUUGCCCGUUUUCUUUGUAUUUCUUAAAGUCCUUCCUCUAUUUCGUCCAUUUUCUUCAGUUCCUCCAAUUAUUGCUUCCUUCCCGUGUUCCCUCCUGCGGGUCUCGUCACAAGAUACUCGGCAAGGAGAGAACAACAAAACAAACAAAACAACAACAACAACAACAACAAUAAUAAUAAAGUAGCAAUUAUUAUUAAUUUUUUUUAUAAUUAUUGUUAUUGUUGUUGUAUGUAUGUUUUGAAAUGGUUUUAUUUGGAUUCUCUCUCUCUCUCUCUCUCUGUCCUACACACACACACACACACACACACACACACACACACACACACUGUAUCAUGUACAGCGUAUAUUUUCAUAAGUGGAUGCAUUUUAUAUAUAACAGCGAGUUAUAGUGGAGUUGUAAGUUAUUGGUGGUGUUAUUGUUGUUAUUCUUCUUCUAAGCCAAAUUGUUGAUGAAGAAGAAGAAGAAGAAGAAGAAGAAGAAGAAGAGUGAAUGGGUUUAGUUUUGAAUAAUUUUAAUAACAAUUUUCCAGCUUAUAUUUGAAGAAAAUGGAUGUUGUAAUAUAUUAUAAGAGUGAAGAAA